GCUGGGACCGUGAAACAUUAGCUGGAGCAAAGCCAGCUCUGUGUCCCAGAGGGAAGCAUCAUGUACAGUAUGGUAUUUCCACUGAUUACCAUUCCACCAUGCCUUCAUUUUAAUGUUUCAUGUCAUCACAGUUUCUCUUUAAGUUGAUGGUGCCUCCAAAGAAAGCCGAUUUUUCUACUAGAUUUUUCACCUGUAUCUUCCACAGAGCAGUAGGAUUUCAGUUCUGAGGCUCAUUUGCAUGAUGGUGACAUCUGUUUGAUACAGAGACAUAUAUAUCAGUUCUUUCUUCCUAGUUUGUUUCAUUCUCUAUCUUAUAGACACUUUUAAAGAAGGAAGUGGAGCCUGAUGAUUCAUGCUGAUUCCUCAAGUAUGUAACUAGUUAUGUUUGUUCAAUUGUCUUUCAGUCCCUCUGUACACACUGUGAAGUGAGAAGGACCCUCCAAAGUGACAUGUCCACGCCCAGCUUGGUGAUAGACUGGUGAAGGCACCGAUAUUCUGAAGCAUGGCUACCGGAGUGAUUCAUUUUCCAGCCUGCAGUUUGUGUUUAAAGAGUGAAGAUCCAGUGCCUGCAUAUAUUGGUCGACAAUGGAGGGCUCAGCAGCGCCUGGAGGCUCUUCAGCGCCUUGCUGUAGGUCAGUCUUCUCCUCAUCUGCCUCAGGUUGUGUAUGAAGAUCCUGAAGUUAAUGGAAGGAAUCGCUACAAAUAUUUUACACGACCUCUCAGCUUUUCUAAGCUGCUUCCAGCAGGUGUUCCAGAAGCUGUUGCUGAUACAAAGAAAGGGAGAGAGUCGCGUACCCUGUCAGCCGCAAAGGAUGCAGGGGAUGCAGGGGACAGCCAGGUCCUCAGCCUCUUGUUCCGAACCCUGGGGACACAGACAGAUUACAGGGAUGGUGAAGCACAGACAGAUCCCUAUUCCCCUGAAUAUAUAGUCCGCAGUGGCUCAGUCCCUGAAAUUCUGGCACUUGCUACACUCACUUGGGGUCGGGGGCUGCCAGCAGGACAAGCUGAGAUGGAGAUUAUUGACCGCAUCCGGGAAAAACGCGCUUGGGAAGCAGCCCUGCCACCCAUGGACAGUCCCUCAAACAUCGCCAAGAGGUUGAAGAUGAUGGAGGCUAUGGAAAGGAAGGAGUGGGCCUAUAGAGAAGCGGAAAUAGAUAAGUUGCAGAAGGUUCAAAUGGAAGCCUUUAAGAAGCUGCUGCAGAGGCGAGAGGAGAAUCAGAAUGAGCUGAAUGCCAUGCGCUUGAACGACCACUGGGAAAAUCAUCAGAAGGCUAAAAAAGAGAAAAUGAGAAAGAUUCAGCAUGACUGUGCAUUGAUGCUCAGGAAACUGAUAGCUAAGAGGAAAAAUUGGAUGGGAAAGCUGGAGAGACGAGAUAUCAUCAGAGAGUAUAAAGACUUUGGAUCACAAACAUAUGCUCCUUUGUCUCGAAUUGGCUUUUUCCCAGACAACAAUUCUGACUACUAUGCGGUAAAAAACUACUAUCUUAACACCUUUGCAGGAUUGUGUGAACUGGAAAAAUCUGCCCCGCCUUCUUUCUUCCCGAUCAAGAUUAAAGCUCCAAAACCUAAAUGCCAUAUCACUAAGACUGGCUAUAUUAAAAGGUCAGGAAGACUAGAGGUAGUCCUGAAACAAGUUCACGAGGAACUUCUGGAGAAGAAAAAAGCCAAGGAGCCAAAGAAGCCUCCCCCUGUCUGUGAAAAAGUAGAAAGCCCUGUUCCUAAACCACCCACUCUAGUCCUGGAAAAACCAUCAAUUGAGGAAGAGGAAAUAGACCUGGCAGUGAUCUGUCUGCAGAAGUUGCUCCGAGGCAGGGCUCUUCAGAACAUGAUAUUUGAAGGGAAGGAGAGGAACCUGGAUCUGAUCCAAGAGCUGCGCACCACUCACGCGCUCCAGGAGGAUGGACAGCUGCUCGUGAAGGCACAGAAGCAAAUGACACUGUCCUUACAGCGACAGCAUGACUCACAAAUGAAGCAGCUGUCAGCACUGGAAAGAGACUUGGCCACAGUAGAAGGAAGGGCACUGGCGAACAUGCUUGAUUUUCUGGCCAAAGAGCUGGUGAGGCUGCAAGAGGAGCAGAAGAUCCAUGCUCUGCUCAUGCUGGCUGAGAGGCAGAGGAGGAUGCGGGAAGCCGAGGAGAGUGGCCGGCGGCAGCUGGAGGAGAGCCGGCGGCACGAGGAAGAUGAGCUUUUCAGACAGGUGGUGGAUGUUCAGGACAGAACUAUUGACACCUACUUGGAAGAUGUUAUCCUGAGUAGCAUGGAGAGGACAGCUGAAGAGCAAGCCAGGGAAGAGGUUCAGAAAAGGGCUGUAGAAAUCAAUGACAUUGCUUACGAAAUGGAGAGUCGUCGAACUCGCCUACAGUCAGAAGAGAUUGUAGCAGAGCUGGUUUAUAAUUUCCUGAUCCCAGAAGCUGAGAAAAACUUUAUGAGAGAAAGAGUGAGGCAGUCCCAAAGAAAACACAUCUAUGCUGCUCAUCAGAUCAUCCACAGGGGCACAGAGAGGGCUCUGGCUCAUCUGGCACUGCAUCAGGAGACAUCUGCCACCGAGAGAGAGGAGGAUUCUCCUGCUGGGACAGCUGCUGGACCAAGUGCAGCUGACAGCACUCACCCUGCCACAGUUGCACGAGAACUUGGACAAGACUUCCACAAGGAUCCCACAGCCUCAUAGGAGAGAAGAUGAGUGAGGUGGGUUUCCCUUCCCCUCUGUGAUUUGAGUUUGGAGCAUGGUGAGGGAAAGGGAAGCACAUUAUAUUUGCUUUUUCAGGGCACCCUGAAUGGAAAACUGUCUCUCUCCCUUGGGCUGUCCCUCCUGUUGCCUGCUAGCAGUGUUGUCCUGGAAUCAUUCUGUAUGCAUUUUGGUGUGGCAGCUCCCUCCAGUUGUCCCUCCCCAACUUGCUUUGGACUUCAUUAGGUAAUUUUUCUGUUCUGAUUAUUUAGAGAAGCUUGAGUGAGAAAGCAGUGUUAGCAUUCCUUGUUUGUUUUCCUGGAACAGACCAAUAAAAAUCUGCAC
Messenger RNA from Melospiza melodia melodia, 3010 nucleotides. It is a transcript of the gene CFAP91, whose product is annotated as cilia and flagella associated protein 91. The record is from RefSeq and is a predicted model, not a curated record. Bases 503 to 2668 code for a protein of 721 amino acids. The transcript has 16 exons. NCBI's taxonomy places the organism in Eukaryota, Metazoa, Chordata, Aves, Passeriformes, Passerellidae.